AGGUAAAGUAAUGUUCUCACGAGAAGGUUAUUAGCCUUUGCGGUUGCUCCACUUUCAACCCGCUUGCACGAUAGUCAUUCGAAGUACUGGUCCAUGAUGUCGACUCAGGCGUCCAACACGCACGCGCUAUCCUCUGUCACCUUUCACGACGAACACACGCACAAUAAGAUACCUAUUCUCACCAUUCAUCAUGACAAACUAGAACACUCGCAGCUAGGACGCACCGAUACACAGCAUGUUGAGGAUGUAUACGAAACCGAACUUCCAUGGUGGAGAGCAACUAUACGAGCCCGAAUUCUCAGUUCGGUGAAACGAGAAAGUCAAAUAUUGGCCCGGAUGCAGGAAUGCAUACGACACCCGUGGUUGGACUUGUAUUUCCUCUAUAGUUCAACUCUUGGCACCCAUACUUUCUUCAUGAUUGGCCUACCCUUGACAUUUUUCUUUGGCUAUGAGGAGCUCGGACGAGGCCUAGUCAUUGUUUUGGCUUCCGGAGUCUACGUUGCUUCGUUUUUGAAGGACCUUAUUUGUUCACCUCGUCCAUUAGUCCCUCCUGUAACGCGACUGACGAUUGGGACGCACCACCUCGAAUACGGGUUUCCCUCAACGCAUUCUACGAAUAGCGUUUCCAUGGCACUUUUUAUAUUUGGCUAUGUUAGACGCGCCUAUAUUCAAUCAGCCGCAAUCUCAUCAUCGAUCUACUAUACGUCAUGUGUCAUCCUCGUGAUAUAUGCCGUGACCGUAGUCUUCGGCCGUUUAUACACAGGCAUGCAUUCCUUCAUCGACUGUGCGGUUGGUGUCCUUCUUGGAGUGAUAAUCUGGGGGGGCUAUGUGAUUAUGAAAGAGGCGUUUGGGAAUUGGUUGGCAACUGCUCACUGGAUAGUUCCGCUGACGAUGAUUCCCAUCUGUCUACUUCUUGUACAUUAUCACCCACAUCCUGUCGAUGACUGUCCUUGCUUCGAGGAUGCCAUCGCGUUUGUCUCUGUCCUCCUUGGCAUUGCACUAUCCCGGUGGCACAGCGUGUACUCUGGCGUGGACGAGCGCUUCUUGAGUUCCGUGAUGCCCGGACCUCAAGGGGCCGCGUGGACUUUGGAGGAUACAGUUUCGUGGUGGACUCUAGCUUGUGCCAAAGUCACUAUCGGCAUCCUUGUAAUUUUUGUAUGGCGAAUUUUGGCCAAAUCGCUCCUGCACCUUGUUCUUCCUCCUCUUUUCCGCCUUCUUGCAUCCUCCUUCGACCUGCCACACCGACGUUUCUACACCCCUGCGACAGAUUACCAACACAUGCCAGUUGAAAGCAGUUUGCGCCCGAUUCCGAGUUUCAUCGACCUUCCUGGCGUCCUAGAGGUCAGCGCAAUCAGAGAGAGGUCUGCGUUAGGAAGAACAAGUGAGGUCAAGCGAAGAGGUGCAAAGUCGAAUAACGAUUCACCGUCAGCCAAUGGAGAAAAUUACAGCGGAUCCGAGCUCGAGAACAGCAACGGGUCAUAUCAACGCAAGGAAGUCAAGCACUACGAUGCUGACGGUGAGUGUAUCGUCUGUCUCUUUGAUAGAUGUCGAAGUCUGAGACCAAUUCCUAUCCUUCUUCAGUGUUGACCAAGGUAGUGGUCUAUGCUGGAAUGGCAAUCUUGGCUGCUGAAGGUUUGCCCGUCACAUUUGCCCUUUUGGGCUGGGGCGUCAAGCCAUGUUGAUA
Molecule: messenger RNA, 1684 nt
Organism: Suillus plorans
Lineage: Eukaryota; Fungi; Basidiomycota; Agaricomycetes; Boletales; Suillaceae
Product: PAP2 superfamily-domain-containing protein
Exons: 6
Coding region: 94-1587 (497 amino acids)
Cellular component (GO): endoplasmic reticulum membrane
Molecular function (GO): sphingosine-1-phosphate phosphatase activity
Source: RefSeq, a predicted model, not a curated record